This is a messenger RNA of Asparagus officinalis (garden asparagus), 450 nucleotides long. RefSeq lists its product as uncharacterized. The record is from RefSeq and is a predicted model, not a curated record. NCBI's taxonomy places the organism in Eukaryota, Viridiplantae, Streptophyta, Magnoliopsida, Asparagales, Asparagaceae. Bases 1 to 450 code for a protein of 149 amino acids. The transcript has a single exon.
AUGUCUAGUAGGGAGUGUAAGAGAUGCCCAGUGGUAGUCUGUGGUAGGGAGCUAUUGGCAGACUUGUUGGUGAUUGGCACUAACAAGUUUGAUGUUAUUUUGGGGAUGGAUUGGCUCAACAACUUCCAUGUGAUUAUCAACUGUCAAUAUAGAAGCGUGGUGUUCAAGAUACCAGAUCAUCCAGAGUUUGAGUUUAUGAGCAGCAGCAAAGUGAUGGAGCAGCUAGAGUAUCGAGCAAGCAUGGAUGUAGUAUUAACCUGGAUAGAGGUAGAGGAGAAGCCCAUACCAGAAAUUAGUGAUGAGUUCCUUGAUGUUUUCUCUGAUGAGUUGCCAGGUCUGCCACCAGAUAGAGAUAUAGAGUUUGUCAUCGAUCUAAUUUUAGGAGUUACACCUAUCUCAAAACCACCUUACCAGAUGCCGAUAAAAGAUUUAGAGGAGUUACGAAAGUAG